Messenger RNA from Ochlerotatus camptorhynchus, 5735 nucleotides. Its product is annotated as serine/threonine-protein phosphatase 6 regulatory ankyrin repeat subunit B-like. The coding region runs from base 1 to 2202 and encodes 733 amino acids. The transcript has 2 exons. Gene Ontology annotation, cellular component: nucleus; cytoplasm. The record is from RefSeq and is a predicted model, not a curated record. Lineage: Eukaryota; Metazoa; Arthropoda; Insecta; Diptera; Culicidae. Gene Ontology annotation, molecular function: protein binding.
AUGGACACGAUCACAUUAAAUGGUCAUAAAAACGUUGCAGAGCUCUUGAUAUCAAACAAUGCGGACGUGAAUGCAGUGGAUGAGGAUCAAUGGACUGCUAUUCAUUUUGCAGCUCAAAAUGGACACGAUCAGUUGAUCCAACUGUUGAUUGACCAAGGAUCCACUGUUAACACUUGUUCAACUACCGGUUAUACUGCACUUCAUAUCGCAGCAUCAAAUGGUCAUAAGAACGUUGCAGAACUCUUGAUAUCAAACAAUUUAGACGUGAAUGCAGUGGAUGAAAAACAAUGGACUGCUAUUCAUUUUGCAGCUCAAAAUGGACACGAUCAGUUGAUCCAACUGUUGAUUGACAAAGGAUCAACUGUUAACACUUGUUCAACUACCGGUGUAACUCCACUUCAUACCGCAGCAUUAAAUGGUCAUAAAAACGUUGCAGAACUCUUGAUAUCAAACAAUGCUGACGUGAAUGCAGUGGAUGAAAAACAAUGGACUGCUAUUCAUUUUGCAGCUCAAAAUGGACACGAUCAGUUGAUCCAACUGUUGAUUGACAAAGGAUCAACUGUUAACACUUGUUCAACUACCGGUGUAACUCCACUUCAUACCGCAGCAUUAAAUGGUCAUAAAAACGUUGCAGAACUCUUGAUAUCAAACAAUGCGGACGUGAAUGCAGUGGAUGAGGAUCAAUGGACUGCUAUUCAUUUUGCAGCUCAAAAUGGACACGAUCAGUUGAUCCAACUGUUGAUUGACCAAGGAUCCACUGUUAACACUUGUUCAACUACCGGUAGAACUCCACUUCAUACCGCAGUAUUCAAUGGUCAUAAGAACGUUGCAGAACUCUUGAUAUCAAACAAUGCUGACGUGAAUGCAGUGGAUGAAAAACAAUGGACUGCUAUUCAUUUUGCAGCUCAAAAUGGACACGAUCAGUUGAUCCAACUGUUGAUUGACAAAGGAUCAACUGUUAACACUUGUUCAACUACCGGUGUAACUCCACUUCAUACCGCAGCAUUAAAUGGUCAUAAGAACGUUGCAGAACUUUUGAUAUCAAACAAUGCUGACGUGAAUGCAGUGGAUAAAAAUCGAUGGACUACUAUUCAUUUUGCAGCUCAAAAUGGACACGAUCAGUUGAUCCAACUGUUGAUUGACAAAGGAUCCACUGUUAACACUUGUUCAACUACCGGUAGAACUCCACUUCAUACCGCAGCAUCAAAUGGUCAUAAGAGGGUUGCAGAACUCUUGAUAUCAAACAAUGCUGACGUGAAUGCAGUGGAUGAAAAACAAUGGACUGCUAUUCAUUUUGCAGCUCAAAAUGGACACGAUCAGUUGAUCCAACUGUUGAUUGACCAAGGAUCCACUGUUAACACUUGUUCAACUACCGGUAGAACUCCACUUCAUACCGCAGUAUUCAAUGGUCAUAAGAACGUUGCAGAACUCUUGAUAUCAAACAAUGCUGACGUGAAUGCAGUGAAUGAAAAACAAUGGACUGCUAUUCAUUUUGCAGCUCAAAAUGAACACGAUCAGUUGAUCCAACUGUUGAUUGACCAAGGAUCCACUGUUAACACUUGUUCUACUACCGGUGUAACUCCACUUCAUAUCGCAGCAUCAAAUGGUCAUAAGAACGUUGCAGAACUCUUGAUAUCAAACAAUGCUGACGUGAAUGCAGUGGAUGAGGAUCAAUGGACUGCUAUUCAUUUUGCAGCUCAAAAUGGACACUAUCAGUUGAUCCAACUGUUGAUUGACAAAGGAUCCACUGUUAACACUUGUUCAACUACCGGUAGAACUGCACUUCAUAGCGCAGCACGGAAUGGUCAUAAGAACGUUGCAGAACUCUUGAUAUCAAACAAUGCUGACGUGAAUGCAGUGAAUGAAAAACAAUGGACUGCUAUUCAUUUUGCAGCUCAAAAUGGACACGAUCAGUUGAUCCAACUGUUGAUUGACCAAGGAUCCACUGUUAACACUUGUUCAACUACCGGUUAUACUCCACUUCAUAUCGCAGCAUCAAAUGGUCAUAAGAACGUUGCAGAACUCUUGAUAUCAAACAAUGCUGACGUGAAUGCAGUGGAUAAAUAUCAACAGACUCCUUUGAAGUUAGCUGCUCAAAAUGGACACGAUCAGUUAAUCCAACUGUUUAUUGACAAGGGAGCCACACAUUCCGGAUCGAACGUUCGACUUUUUUCACUUUAUGACAAGGACAGGGCACUGUAAACAUACAUACUGGCUAAUUAAAAAGACCGCAAAACACAUAUAUAGGUUAAGUUAUUGCUCCUUAUUUGCUGUAUAUUGUCCUUUAAAAAUAAAAUACUAUAUCACUCGGAAGGCUAUGCAGGAUGGAAAUAAAAGCUAUCACCAAUGCACGCCUCGGUAACAUAAUAAAUCGUGGAUAAUGGUAACCCUAUUCGUUUUCAAUCGCGAUCAAUUGUAACAACCAAAAACAAAUAAUCACACUUUUGUGCUGCAAAUGCCCCUUCCUAAAAAAAAAUACAACCCAAAGAGAGAGUCAUUAUCCUUUGUAAAUACAAAUGCUCCAUUAAUUACUCAGAGCUAGCAGCCACAUUUUCUACCAUUUUAAAAGCGUAAAUGCUCCAAUAUUUCUUAGAAAGGCUCAAUCAAUUCAGCUAAGUACACUAUUUGUAUGUGGCUGUUUUUACGGGAAAUGCUCCCUAAAUCCAGAACAAAUGCUCAUUUACUAUUUUUCAACACGAUGGGCUGGUCAUCCAUAAUUAAGGGCGAUGAAUGGAAUCCAUCAAUUCAAUCAUAUCAUAUCGUAUCAUAAUCAUCAAUCGCAUCAGACUUUUAUCUUUCAAUAAUUUCACAUAACAGUAAUUCAAAAUCUUUCCCAUUCAUCUUCGAGGUGCAUGCUUAAGGUAUAUUUAUGAGCAAUAAUUCUACAGAAAAGUGUGUGGGUUUCGUAGCACCUAUUGAAUUGUUCUUCUUGCUUGCUACUAUUUUUCCUGAUUUGAUCGCUUAUUUGAUUUAAUUUGAUGAGUUCAAAAUAUACUAAUCUAUUUUUAGUUAAGUUAAAAUAGGCUGACAUAAUAAAAUUUGUGUUUCCAAUUGAAAUAAAAAAAAUAUAUAUAUGUACAGUUAAAAUUGUGUAAAUGGCUAAAGAGAACAUGCUUUCAUACAUAUGCGGUGAGACUAUUGUGAAGAUUUUUUGUUUGUUUAAAAACUUUUAAGAAGGGUGUAAUUUUAUAAUAAAAAAAUGUUUUUAACUGAUCAACGAAAAAAUGUUUUGUAUUGGUUGUUUCAGCAACAUGUGUGCCAAUUCUGGCGCUUUUAUUUUAACAAUAUAAAGAAAGAAAAAACAUUAACAACUCUUGAUUGUAUUUUUGAUGUAACUUAUUAGCACGCCGAAGUUGAGCUGAAUUGACGCACCAGCCAACUUGCUGUUAUGGUGUGUGGUCUGUGGAACUUCCACAUGCCAUUACUUGAAUACACCUUAAUAGGAACGUAUAACCAUAGCUGGUACGAUUGCAAUACCUAAGUAAGGAAGGAAAAUAUGGAGUGAAAAUUGGAAACCUGAAAUGUAAAUUUAGUCAUUAGAACAAAUGUUCUUCUCACAAGAUACUCCUCCCUUUACUGCGCGUCGAGCCAAUCUCUUUCACUAGUCAUUCUUCUUCAUGAAAAUGAAGAGACACGUCACAUGUCGUAACUUUUAUCAUCUCAUUUAGUGAUGAAGAGUCACACGAUUUUCUGAAAAGGAGGAAUGUCAAAUAUUUAAGAUUUUCUUGUUAAAUGCUUGCAUGAUUUUCUUAACGAAAUUUACAGCAAACGUUAAAAAAAAACAAGUCCGGGAGCAGAUCUCUUAAUUCACGUAACAUCUUAAAAAUUACCGUACCCUGCGCUGUUGAACUCGUUCAAUCUCUAACCAGUGCUUUUGAGACGAGUUUUGGGCUUGUGUUUGCCUCCGGGCGAAGGUGGUAGACUCUUUGCUUCACAGUAGCGACCAAUAUAUGGUGGCACAAGUUUGCUUUGAAGAAUUCAAUGCAUGUGCAGUUCCAUUUUAGGUUGCUUUCAUCCGUGAUUUGAAUGCGGAAAACUGUUCCGAUUUCUUUCGCGAACUGCUCAAUGGACAUGAAUUUGGGAUUGCAGAAUCUAGCAAUAUCUUGUACGGUCAGAUCCGUGCGUCCUCUGCCCGGCAAAAAUCUCGCCGGAUCGCCAUAUGCCUCUAUUGUAUCACAAAUCUUCUCCUUGAAGGUACCGAGUGGCUCCUUCUUUCGGUGAAGAUAGUUGUGUUUUAUCGACUUGUUGUUCGUCGACGGUACAUCUGGAGAAUGCGUGCCUCGUGCCAUCCGGAAAAGCUAGAAUUACCAACGUUCUUACGGAAGAACACUAGCAAUUCCUUAUUGUUGCUGUACUUUUCGAAAAAUAGCUCGACAGCUUUCACAUAAUGCUUCUGAGUAGGAGCAACCUGUAUUUGCAGAUGUUCCGAAGUUUUUUUUUAUCCUUAUGGGAUCAGGAUGCCUUUCGGUAACAUCAGCUGGUAUCAAUGGUGGAGAUGUGGUUGUCCUUAACUCCUGACUUGGAUUCGCGUAUCGUUCCCAUGCACCACUAGCAGGCCAAGUUUUCCUGAGUUACCUCCGCCUGACGCAACGCUUAUUACAGACUUGGUGUGGUCAGUAACACCAGAGACAUUCGGAUCAGCUGUAGAAUCGUCAUCAUCGUCAUUGUCGUCAUCUGGUGUCGAUUGCUGUAUGAUAGAAUAACACAAAACAGAUUAGUCAUAUGUCAUGUCUGCCAUGCACACUGCAAUCUGGUUGGUAAACCGCUGCUACAGUUUUACCAUCCGACAGCUGUACGGAUCAGUCUUCCUAAUCUCAAUUUACCUGCGUACUAGCUUUUAAAAUGCGAAAUGCACAGGUAGACAGAGGUUGGGGAGACGCCACUGAAUGAUUAUUAAAAAAAAAUGAAAUGCUACUCACAUACAACGGCGUGCAACUUGACUCCUAUCUGCACCGUUUAGGUUCAGCUAUUCGUGGUUCUGCUCCGAAUCGUCAACUAUCUCGCCUCCCGGAUUGCCACGGGUUCUAGGCCGGCGAACAACGAUACUACCACUGCCAGGGCGGGGCAGGUUCUACUGCUCAUGAUUCUGCUCUGAUGUGUUGACUGUGUUGACCAUCUUGUCUCCCGUAUUGGCAGUCGUACUUUGCCGCAGUACGACAGUAUGUUCGGAACAGUUCCUCACCAGUCCUUCCGGAUGUGCAGGUGCCCGGGUUAGCGAUGAUCUACACAGCUGUGAGAAAAGGCAUUAAGUUCAGGAAAAAUAAUGAAAACAAAAAACAAACAGUAAACGAAAAAAAAAACCUUUCUUUUUCUUGAGAAGAAAUCGUUGCACGGCUUCCCUACUUCUUUGUUUUUGCUCCUCUGUUGCUGGUAUUAGAACAGACUCGAAAAAAAAUUGAUCACUUUUGAAGACGCGCAACGAUACGUGAAAUGCCGCUGCCAAAAGGAAAAUGGUAGGAGCAAGAGCAAGUGACGCAAACAACAAUGGUGAAUUUUGCAUUGGGCGAUACUGCAUCGAUAUCGACGAUAUCGAUAAUUCAAACGAUCUUCGCUAUAACACGCUUGUAACUCCUAAACUUGUCUAAAAAUAUUCGAUUACAUAUCAUUAUUGUGGGAAAAAAUAAUACAAGACAACAGAGGAAUUUCCAUCACACUCCACUAUUCCAAAAUAAAAAAAUAUUAUUAUAUCAUUAAAAAAAAUGAUUAAAAUUUAAUCAAAAAUGAUCAAAAAAAAA